Messenger RNA from Drosophila biarmipes, 1762 nucleotides. It is a transcript of the gene Pld3, whose product is annotated as 5'-3' exonuclease PLD3. The coding region runs from base 109 to 1584 and encodes 491 amino acids. Gene Ontology annotation, molecular function: catalytic activity. The record is from RefSeq and is a predicted model, not a curated record. The transcript has 3 exons. Lineage: Eukaryota; Metazoa; Arthropoda; Insecta; Diptera; Drosophilidae.
UGGUUCUUUAUCAUUCUUAAAUUCGAGAGGGAACCGUCUAUAGCACCCGUCAUAUCGAUAAAGAUAACAAAGCCUCUUUGGCUAAUCACUACCUUUUGAUUUUUCGACAUGCCGGAUUACAAGAAGCUCGAAAACCAAGAAACCGAUGUGGAGAAUGGCCAGGCCUCUGGCCAGACCCCUGGCCAGGACACCGAGGAGAGACAAAGGCCGGCGGAGAGUCAACAGGCGGCCCAAAUGGUGACGGUGUCGUUGCUCAUGCUCCUCUUCCUCGGCAGCUCCUACUUCCAGCCCCGGCCGCGCCUCCAUCAGUAUAGUGGGCCCGGAGGCCAUGGACUGAAGGGAAAAGUCAACUGCGACAUUCAGCUGGUGGAGUCCAUACCCGUUGGACUGAAGUAUCCUGAAGGCAGCCCAAAAUUCCUGAGCACCUACGAAGCAUGGAAGCAGCUCUUGGACAGCGCGAAAUCCUCACUGGAUAUAGCAUCCUUCUAUUGGACACUCAAGGCCGAAGACACGCCCGGUGUGGCCGAUAACAGCACUCAGCCGGGCGAGGACAUAUUCGCCAGACUUCUGGCCAACGGAAAUGGCGGCAGCCGGUCGCCCCGAAUCCAGAUUCGCAUUGCUCAGAGUGAGCCCUCCACUGUAUCGCCCAAUUCGAACACAAAAGUGUUGGCCAGCGCCGGAGCUGCCGAGGUGGUCAGCCUCUACUUCCCUAAGUACUUUGGUAGCGGAGUACUGCACACCAAACUUUGGGUGGUUGACGAUGAGCACUUUUACCUGGGCAGCGCCAACAUGGACUGGCGGGCCCUUACCCAAGUCAAGGAGAUGGGCGUGUUGGUCCAGAACUGUGGGCAACUGGCAAGGGACGUGUCCAUCAUCUUUAGGGAGUACUGGGCUAUGGGCAACAGUGAAAGCUCACAAAUUCCCCGUUGGGACUUUUCAUACAACACAUACUACAAUUUGCAGAGUCCCAUGCAGAUAAAAGUAAACAAGAACACCAGUAUGGAGGGCUUUUUAACCAGCUCCCCGCCACCUCUUUCGGCGAGGGGGCGAACAAAUGAUUUGGACGCCAUCCUCAACACUAUAAACACAGCCAUUAGUUACGUAAAUAUUGCGGUUAUGGAUUACUAUCCACUGAUUAUCUACGAGAAAAACCAGCAUUAUUGGCCUUUCAUCGACGAUGCACUGCGGCGAGCAGCUGUGGAGCGAGGAGUAGCGGUGAAGCUCCUUAUCUCCUGGUGGAAGCACUCCAAUCCCAGCGAGGCCAAGUACCUCAAGUCCCUGCAGGACCUGACCUCCAAAAAAGAUAACAUUGAUAUUCAAAUUCGCUGGUUCAUUGUGCCCACUGACUCGAGCCAGGAGAAGAUACCCUUUGCUCGGGUGAACCAUAACAAGUAUAUGGUCACCGAUCGAGUGGCUUACAUUGGCACCUCCAACUGGAGUGGCGACUACUUUACAGACACCGCCGGCAUCGGCUUGGUACUAAGCGAAACCCACGAGACGGAGAGCACCAAAACCUUGAGAAGCGACCUGCGCAACGUCUUCGAGCGGGAUUGGAAUAGCAAGUACGCAACCCCACUUCAGUAAUCGUUCCCGGCUUUUAUUUUAUUCCACUUGUUUCAAUCCGAUCCCAAAUAUUAUCCCAAGUAUUUAAGAUCUCUACAAAUUGUUCAAUCCUAUUCAUUGCUUUUAUUCAGUUUUGAUUAUGCGUGAGGGUUAAAUAAAAGGCUCGUUUAUCGGCCAUAACAGAAAAUACAAAAUAAUA